Messenger RNA from Pisolithus orientalis, 432 nucleotides. RefSeq names its product histone-fold-containing protein. The record is from RefSeq and is a predicted model, not a curated record. Gene Ontology annotation, molecular function: DNA binding; structural constituent of chromatin; protein heterodimerization activity. Bases 1 to 432 code for a protein of 143 amino acids. Gene Ontology annotation, cellular component: nucleosome. NCBI's taxonomy places the organism in Eukaryota, Fungi, Basidiomycota, Agaricomycetes, Boletales, Pisolithaceae. The transcript is spliced from 3 exons.
AUGUCCUCACAGAAAGCAACAGGCGGGAAAUCGAAACCAUCGCAGGCGGGAAAUGCAGCCUCGACCUCGACAGGUCCACGUACAAUUCAGACAAGGAGCCAGAGAGCUGGGUUGCAGUUCCCUGUCGGUCGUAUCCAUCGAUAUCUCAAACAACGUACACAACACAAUGUACGGAUAGGCGCAAAAGCUGCUGUAUACACAUCUGCCAUCUUGGAAUACCUCACAGCCGAAGUGCUCGAGCUGGCAGGAAACGCGUCCAAAGAUCUCCGUGUCAAACGCAUCACGCCGCGUCAUCUCCAGCUUGCCAUCCGCGGAGACGAGGAACUCGAUAUUCUCGUCCGAGCAACGAUUGCAGGUGGUGGUGUCCUGCCCUUCAUCCACAAGUCCCUCACAGCAGGAACUGGCAAGAACAAAAAACUUGAGGGCCAGUAG